Acanthosepion pharaonis is the source of this 1503-nucleotide messenger RNA. Lineage: Eukaryota; Metazoa; Mollusca; Cephalopoda; Sepiida; Sepiidae. The record is from the annotation of a GenBank genome assembly.
AUGCUGGCCCCCCUCCCCCAUCAAACAGCUAAGAACUCUUGCCUUGUUCACUGUACUGACCAUAUCCCCGGUGGACUGCAUCCUGAUGGACCACUAUGCAACUUCCAAGGAUUUUGGUUGACCUAUUUUGAUUGGGCAGUUCUGCUGUGGGUCAGCUGCAUCACAUUUAACUUGUACAUGAAUGUUGUACGAGCAAUAGAAACAGACAGAUUUGAAUGUCAGUCUCUCACUCUCUAUCUCUCUCUCUUUGACCUAGCCUGUCUCUUUCCUCUGUGGUUCCACCUCACUCUCUUUCUCUUCUGCGCUCCUCCGUGUGUGUCUGUCUCAAUCUCUACUGCUUUCCCCCCCAUGUCUGUCUGUCUACUGUGCUCCCACGUGUCUGUCUCACUCUACUAUUGCUCUCUCUCAUGUCUCCUUUGGCUACAUCAGCUCAUCUCUCUCUCUCUCUCAUGCAUAAGCAUCUCCCCUACCUACUUCUUUUCCUCUCCUUGUUGCAUAUGCAUCUCACCUACAACCCCUUCCCUCUCUGGUCCAUGCAUAUCGCUCCUAACCUCAUUCCUUCUUUUAGUCUGGUCCAUAUGCAUCUCUCCUAAUCCCAUCUCUCUCUCUCUCUGGUGUAUACACAUCUGCCCUAUUCCUCUUUCUCUUUCAUAUGUAUAUCCCCUACCUUCUUUUCUCUCUCUUAUUCAUAUGUAUCUCCCUUACUACCUUCUCUCUUUCUGGUCAGUAUAUUUCUCCUACCACCAUCUCUCUCCUCAACUCAUAUGGAACUCUCCUAACACCAUCUCUCUCUCUCUCUCUCCCUCAUACACAUCUCCCCUAUUUCUCUUUCUCUCUCAUGCAUAUAUAUCCCCUACCUCCUUUUCUCUCUCUUAUUCAUAUGUAUCUCUCCCUACUACCUUCUCUUUCUUUCUUGUCUGUGUAUAUUUCCCCUACCUCCAUCUCUCUCCUCAUGCCAUAUGCAACUCUUCUACCUAUAUUCUUUGUGUGGUGUACCAUCUUGUAUGCUGCCUAUUUCCGCUGUUAAUGUCUUCCUUACCAUUUAUUGGAGACCAUUACGGACCUGCAGGGGCAUGGUGCUGGAUUAUUGAAGAUUGGAAGUGGCGAGUUGGAAUCUGGUACGGACCAUUGUUUGGUAUAAUUGCACUUCUGUUUGUCACAUAUAUUUACAUUGUAGUGACACUAUCUAAAAAGGUCUCUACAUGGGAAGGCACCUACGACCCAGAUACAGAAAGGAACAAGCAAAUGCUGAAAGAAGAUAUCAAACCUCUUCGUGGUUAUCCAUUCGUGUAUCUGGCUGUCUCCAUAUUUCCUUUGAUUUAUCGAAUUCAAAAUGCUGUCAGCACUGGUAACCCUGUUUUUACUUUAGUUCUGCUUGCGUCUAUCUCCAGUCCUUUGCAUGGCGCACUAAAUGCCAUUGUAUUUGGAAUGGACAGAAAUAUCUUUGAACAACUCACGCCCACACGAAUUAAGCAUGAUAUUUCAUUUUCCUCCAAAGACUAA